CGUGAUCGGAGUUAGACAUUCGUUGCGCGCGCCGCUUUUCAUGUUUUUUUGAGUCAGAAAAAAAUAAAUAUAAUUUUUGAGUGCAUAAAUUGUGAAAUAUAUUAAAAAAUAUUUUUGUGCUUGACUUGGCAAAAUGUAAAUUUUUGCUAUAAAUUGAAAAAAAAAAAAUAGAGCACUAGAGUGCAGAAAAUUGAACGAAUUUUUGUUGAAAAACCAAUGCAGUGCGUAAUAAAUUAUUGAAAAAAUGUGCAUAUUUUACUAUUGGCAAGGAGAUAAUAUAUAAAGCUAUCGCAUUCAUACGUCCAUGAAUAAUAUGGAGAGAAUCUAUUGAAAUUGAAAGUUUAGUGACGCAUGAAGAAAAAAAGAAAAAUUUGAAAUAAAAUAAAAAAAUUAUAACAAUCAAGUGAAAAAUGGCAUCGGCACAGACAGAUUCAAUGCCAAAAACAGCAAACUUACUUGCUUGCAAACAGUGGUGGAAAGUUUGCUUUUUGCAUGGAAAUCAAGAGAAAUAUUACCGACAAAUUUAUGGUAGAGCUGCUGCACAGCGUUUGGCAGGUUACCAAAAGGACGAUGAAAAUAAUAAAAUAACCGCAGAUACGACAGAUGCGGCAGCAAGUGAAUCGAAAAUCAUUUUUCCAACCAAACUCCACAGUCCUGUUGUUAUCGAGCAUGGCACCAACGAUACAUUUAAAUUGCAUGAUUACCAAAAUCGACGGACACGAUCAUAUCGUGAUGAUCCAAUUGUGCCUGGAAAAAGUAUCAUUAAUAUCCUCGACGAUCCAUUCCUGUUCGGUAUUAAUGAAGUUAAUGAAAAUGGAUCGGAUAGUGGAAUCGAUGCAAAUUGUUCCACUAAAGCUCCAAUAAACUAUCGAAACUCUAAUGGAUUUACAAAGAUUGAUGAUUCAGUAUCGCCGUUACCGCCUCCACGUCCACCUAAAUCAACGUCUAUAACCAUGCGAAAUAAGAUGAAUACGACAAGUGGAAGUUUCUCACCGAUAAUGUCGACUUCAUCAUCGUCUCAAUAUCAACCGACAUCAUUUCAACAGCCAUCAUCACUUCAUCACAAUGAGAUGAAAAUGGACUCAAAAUCGACAGUAAAUGCAAAUUUACCUCCAAAUCAAAGACCACAGAAACCGCUUAGUCCACAAACUAGUGUAGGAUUGCCAGCAUAUCAUUCAAAUUCUUCUAAUGCAUAUCAACAGCAUAAUUUUCCAACAAAAAAUGCACUGUAUCAACACAAUUCAACAAUGUCGGGUCAGCAAUCACUGCCACAAAUUCCAUUACCAAAUCAUCAGACACAAUUUUCACAUAAUUUUCCAUCAAGUCGAUUGAUUGGACAUUCGUCAAUAAUGGGACAUCAUCAAUUGGAUAUCAACAGGCAAUCACAAUCCGAUGAUGAUAGUGGAUGUGCUUUAGAGGAAUAUACUUGGGUGCCGCCUGGCUUACGACCUGAACAGGUUCAUUUAUAUUUUUCCACUAUACCAGAGGAUAAAGUACCGUACGUAAAUAGUGUAGGUGAACGAUAUCGAGUUAAGCAACUUCUACAGCAAUUGCCACCCCAUGACAAUGAAGUUCGCUAUUGUCAUUCAUUAACGGAAGAGGAACGAAAAGAACUGCGACUCUUUUCAUCGCAACGUAAACGAGAUGCAUUAGGACGUGGUGUUGUUAAACAGCUAGCAGUUAAUCAACAGUGUGAAGGCUGUAAUGACGUCAUGAUGUCAGGUGACAUAGCAGUUAAUGCAUCUCGUUUUGGAACAAAUGUUUGUUGGCAUCCUUCAUGCUUCAUUUGCAGUACAUGCAAAGAACUACUCGUUGAUUUAAUUUAUUUCCAUCGAGAAGGACGACUGUAUUGUGGACGCCAUCAUGCUGAAACGUUAAAGCCACGCUGUUCUGCGUGCGAUGAAAUAAUUUUGGCCGAUGAAUGUACGGAAGCUGAGGGUCGAGCAUGGCAUAUGAAACAUUUUGCAUGUUUUGAUUGUGAUAAGCAGUUGGGCGGUCAACGUUAUAUCAUGAGAGAAGGAAAGCCAUAUUGUCUUGGAUGUUUUGAUAACAUGUUUGCAGAAUAUUGCGAUUAUUGUGGUGAAACAAUAGGUGUCGAUCAAGGUCAAAUGAGUCAUGAUGGUCAGCAUUGGCAUGCAACAGAUCAGUGCUUUUCAUGUUCAACAUGUCGAUGUUCACUGCUGGGAAGACCAUUCUUGCCACGUCGUGGAUCGAUUUAUUGCUCAAUUGCGUGUAGUAAAGGUGAACCUCCAACACCAACAGAUAGUACAGCUCCAUCAAUGCACCGUCCACUUAGAUCACAACAAGCAAUACAACAUAAUAUUCCAUACAAUAUGCAACAAUCAACCUCAACAAAUCGAACUGGUUCUGAUAAUGAAGAAUCAAUAGCAGCUCCAUCAACUCCAUCCUCACCUCCUAAAUUUGCAUCACCAUCGUCACCAAUUCAUCAACAAAUUAGAAAUACGACAGCAAAUCAACAACAACCAAUGAGAUCCCCAAAAAUGGGACGACGAGCUUUAAAUUGUAAUCCAAAGCAAUCACCGGUAGCAGUAAAUAGUAGUAGCAGUCAGACACCGUCUCCAUAUUUGGGAAUGAAAUUUGAGCAACAUCAACAGCAACAAUAUCAAGUGGUUGACAUUCAAGACACAGUUAUUACAAUUAAUGAGCACGAUCAAUAUUCUUUGACAUCUCAAACAUCAUCGACAUGCAAUAAUAAGGGCUUAGAUCGAGUCUUGCUCGAAAGAAAUAUUGAAAAGUUACUCGAACGAAAUGACACGCAAUUACCAGCAAAUUCCUCAUCGUCACCAAUCAAUAUUCCCGAGAAUAUAACAAGAAGUCCACAAAUUAAUCGAUUAUUGCAUCAAGAUCGUAGUCGUGAGCCACUUGAUUUAACAGAUUUAGGUUUAAGUUUAGAUAAUUUAUCGCCAAAAUGCAAUACAAUAAGUACAAAUAAAACAGGAAUUGAACAAAAUGUUGAUGAAUCAGUAGAUAAGACAAUAACAUCAUCAUUGCCGGAACUCAAUUCAAUAGACAUAAAACGUUAUGUCGAGAAGAGAGAAAAGGAAGUACCGAAAGAGAAGGAAAUUGUAACAUUUGAAAGAUUGAAGCCAAAGGCUAUGAAAAGUAAAGAUCCAGAGCCAUCCGAGCCAAUAAGUGAGUACCGUGGUGUCGUAAAUCACGCAUAUAUUCAUGACGAUUUUCCUCUUCCAACAGCACUUCAAACAAUUUCUAAGAAAGAGGUGCGAUUUGAUGGUGAGAAGGAAGCAGUAGCAUCACAUUCGAGAGCACGAACAUACUCAGGACGGUUAUCAAGAAGUAGCGGUCGAAGACGUAAAGGAAGUCGACAGCGGAAGCAUGUGUCCGAGAAUCCAAGUUCAAAAUAUAAGCACGAGAGUAGCCAUCACAGUCAUCACAGUUCUCAUCGGAAGGGAUCAUCAAAAAAUAGUAAAUAUUCAAAUGAGCCAUGCACAUCAGCACAAGCAAAAUUGCGCGACAAUCAUUUGCACGAUUCAGAGACAAGUAGCUUAUGCUCCACAUGCUCAUCAAGCUCAAGCGACUCAGACGACUUUGCCUAUAAAUUGCCUCAGAGAAAGAUUUAUGGCGGUGUGAGAAUUAGUUAUGUACCUAAUGACGCACUCGCGUGCGCUAGAAAAGAGCAACAAAAGAAGCAAUCAGCACCUCAAAAUACUAGCGGCAAUAAAAAGUUUUUAGCAUUAUUCAAUUUUCUUUAGCUCAAGUGAAACUCAAUUUUUUUUGUAAGAUUUUUUUUAAAAACUCUUUUUUUAUGGAAAUCCAUUUUUUUUGUAUUAUUUAAUGAAGAGAUAUUUAUGACAAUAAAGAGAAGUUGAUGAGGAUAUUAUUAUUUUAAUGAAAAGAAAAAUAAAAGAAAG
Messenger RNA from Chironomus riparius, 3890 nucleotides. NCBI's taxonomy places the organism in Eukaryota, Metazoa, Arthropoda, Insecta, Diptera, Chironomidae. The record is from the annotation of a GenBank genome assembly.